UUUCUAUAGGCUUUUGAGGAGCUUUCCAAGAUGAAGUCUUUCAUGCUUGCCAGCCUCCCUCUCUUAAUCCUAUGGUUUGGAGCCACUUACCAAAUUUCAUGGCCUCACACUUUGGUCCUGCUUUCUUUGCUUACUCUUGUUCCCUUCUUCGUAAACCUAUGGGUAGUUCCAGGAGGCUUUGCAUGGCGAAAUUAUUAUCAAAAUCCCAAAAAGCUUAGAAAUCUGAGUGGUCCUAUGGGUUGGCCCUUCUUGGGGUCUUUACCUAUAAUGGGUUCUCAUGCUCAUCGAAAACUAGCUGCGAUGGCCACUGUAUUAGGCGCAAAUCGUCUCAUGGCACUUAGUCUUGGCGCAACGCGUGUGAUAAUCAGUUCUCACCCAGAAACUGCCAAGGAAAUCCUAUGUGGGACUUCAUUUUCCGACCGUCCAAUAAAGGAAUCGGCUCGUUUGUUGAUGUUCGAACGGGCUAUGGGGUUCGCUCCGGCCGGGAACUACUGGCGCUAUCUCCGGAGGAUUGCUGCAACCAACAUGUUCUCCCCUAGAAGAAUUUCAAGCCUUGAGGGGCUUAGACAACGUAUAGCCAAUGGGAUGGUGGUGGGGGUGAUGAAUGAGAUGGAUGAGAGAGGGUUUGUGGAGGUGAGAGGGAUAUUACACAAUGGUGCUUUAAGAAAUGUUGUCGAGAGUGUGUUUGGGAGUGGUUUAGGGUUAGGAGAAGAGCUAGGAUUAAUGGUGGCAGAAGGAUAUGAGUUAAUAGGUGAAUUCAACUGGGCUGAUUAUUUUCCUUUGGGGUUUUUGGACUUCUAUGGGGUGAAGAGAAGGUGUCACAAAUUAGCAGCUAAGGUCAAUGAUCUUGUGGGUCAGAUCAUUAAAGAAAGAACACGAAGUGGGGAGUUCAGUGGGGGGAAUGACUUUCUUAGUGCUUUGCUUUCUUUGCCUAAAGAGGAUCAACUUAGUGAACCAGAUAUGGUGGCUGUCCUGUGGGAGAUGAUAUUUAGAGGAACAGACACGGUUGCUAUCCUUCUCGAAUGGAUAAUGGCUAGAAUGGUAUUGCAUCAAGAUAUUCAAGCAAAAGCCCAGAAAGAGAUCGACACGUGUCUCGGCAGCCAAAGGCACGUGCAUGAUUCGGACAUUCCGAAUCUCCCUUACCUUCAAGCCAUUGUCAAAGAGGUCCUCCGAUUGCACCCUCCAGGUCCAUUGCUCUCAUGGUCCCGCCUCGCGGUCCACGAUGUCCACGUGGACAAUCUCUUCAUCCCAGCUGGCACAACAGCAAUGGUCAACAUGUGGGCCAUUACCCAUGACCCGUCCAUCUGGAAAGAUCCAUGGGUCUUCAAGCCCGAACGGUUCAUUGAGGAAGGUGAUGGUUUUUCAAUGAUGAGCGGCUCGGAUCUAAGGCUUGCACCAUUCGGGUCGGGACGGAGGGUGUGCCCUGGAAAAGCACUAGGGUUGGCCACGGUUGAGUUGUGGCUUGCGAGGCUUCUCCAACAAUUCAAAUGGCUUCCAGCAGGUUCAGACCACCAACCAGUUGAUCUUUCGGAAUGUUUGAGGCUCUCUCUUGAAAUGAAGAAACCACUGGCUUGUCGUGCGGUUCGUAAGUAUGGUUCGUUAAUCGCUUGAAGUUGCAUGGUACUUUUAGCUUGAGAAACAAAAGUUUUUUUAAGUAUUUAAGUUGUACUUUGUAGAUGGUCGUGAUCAGUGUGUCUAGUUCAAGUGUGUUUGUAAUUUAAUUAAAAGUGUCUUUAGCAUGGAACAAUGUUCUUAACUCUCAGAGACAUAUGUAGACAAUGUAAGCUUGAG
This is a messenger RNA of Ilex paraguariensis (yerba mate), 1791 nucleotides long. NCBI's taxonomy places the organism in Eukaryota, Viridiplantae, Streptophyta, Magnoliopsida, Aquifoliales, Aquifoliaceae. The record is from the annotation of a GenBank genome assembly.